Molecule: messenger RNA, 885 nt
Organism: Labeo rohita (rohu)
Lineage: Eukaryota; Metazoa; Chordata; Actinopteri; Cypriniformes; Cyprinidae
Product: complement C3
Exons: 7
Coding region: 82-855 (257 amino acids)
Molecular function (GO): endopeptidase inhibitor activity
Source: RefSeq, a predicted model, not a curated record
UGAGCAGUGUGGACUCUGAGGGUCGUGGAGGCGGGUAUAAAUGUGAGGACGCUCAGAGGAAGACACACACAGACAGACAGAAUGGACGUGAAGCUGCUGUUUCUGACUGUUGUUCUUCUCUCCUCACCGCUCCUCACACUAUGUGACCCACUAUUUGUUCUGUCAGCUCCUAAUUUGCUGAGGGUGGGUUCCUCAGAGAAUGUGUUUGUGGAAGCUCAGGAUUACUCUGGAGGAGACCUGAAUGUGAUGAUCUCGGUAAAGAGAUUCCUAAAGAAAGACAGGCAGAUACUGUCUAAAUCGGUGACACUGACUGCAGACAACAAUUUCCAGAUUCUUAUAGAUAUAAAGAUCCCUGAUGAUCAGAACUUAUUUUCUGAUGAUCCUCUGGAGAAGCAGUAUGUGUAUCUACAAGCUCAGUUUCCAUCCGUCACUCUGGAGAAAGUGGUCAUGCUCUCAUUCCAGUCUGGAUAUAUAUUUGUACAAACAGACAAGCCCAUCUACACACCUGCUAGCACAGUUAGAUACAGGAUUUUUUCUCUGACACCCAACUUGACACCACAACAUGAGUCUCAAAUCGUAGUGGAAAUCACGAAUCCACAAGGCAUCACAGUUUCAUCAGAGAAGAUAUUUCCAGUCAAAGGGAUGAGGUCUGGCAGAUACGCCAUCCCUGAGGUUGCCAGCUCUGGGAUCUGGAAGGUAGUCACACGAUUUGCAAACACUCCUCAGAAGACUUUUACUGCAGACUUUGUGGUUAAAGAAUACGUGCUUCCAACAUUUGAAGUUAAAUUAAAACUCAGUAAGUCAUUCUUCUAUGUGUGUGGUCAGAGUCUGACAGUCGACAUUGAAGCCAAGUAAGGAAAAUAAAUAAAUAAAUAAAUAAAUAAA